Molecule: messenger RNA, 1258 nt
Organism: Vigna unguiculata (cowpea)
Lineage: Eukaryota; Viridiplantae; Streptophyta; Magnoliopsida; Fabales; Fabaceae
Gene: WDR5B
Product: Transducin/WD40 repeat-like superfamily protein
Molecular function (GO): protein binding
Source: RefSeq, a predicted model, not a curated record
CGAUUCUUUUCUCUCAAUCGCCAACAUUCGCUGUUUAGUUCGAUAGACACUGCUUUGGAUAUUAAGAAUGGCGACGAGCGCGAACAGCGGUGGUGGCGGCGGUGGCAGCAACCAAACCUACAAACCGUACCAUCCCUUGAAAACCCUAACCGGCCACGAAAACGCCGUAUCGUGCGUUAAGUUCUCGAAUGACGGAACGCUAUUAGCCUCGGCAUCCCUCGACAAAACCCUAAUCAUUUGGUCAUCCGCCACGCUCUCUCUCCUCCACCGCCUCAUCGGCCACUCCGAGGGCAUCUCCGACCUGGCCUGGUCCUCGGACUCUCACUAUAUCUGCUCCGCCUCCGACGACUGCACCAUCCGCAUCUGGGACGCCACCAGGGGCGAUUGCGUGAAGAUCCUCCGCGGCCACUCUGACGCGGUCUUCUGUGUAAAUUUCAAUCCCCAAUCAAGUUACAUCGUGUCCGGGUCCUUCGACGAGAGCAUUAGGGUUUGGGAUGUGAAGACCAGCAAAUGCGUCCAAGUCAUCAACGGCCACUCCAUGCCCGUCACCUCCGUGCACUACAACCGCGAGGGCACCCUCAUCCUCUCUGCCAGCCACGACGGUUCUUGCAAAGUUUGGGACACCAAAACUUUUGCUCCAUUGAAGACCCUUAUCGACGAUAAGGUUCCUGCUGUCUCCUUCGCCAAAUUCUCCCCCAAUGGCAAGUUCAUUCUCGUCGCCACUCUGAAUGACACCCUCAAGCUCUGGAACUACGGGAGUGGAAAGUUCUUAAAAAUAUAUUCUGGGCAUGUGAAUAGAGUAUACUGCAUAACUUCUACAUUUUCUGUGACUAAUGGGAGAUAUAUUGUUAGCGGUUCUGAAGAUUGCUGCGUUUAUUUAUGGGAUCUUCAGCAGAAAAAUAUGAUUCAGAGACUUGAAGGCCAUACAGAUACUGUAAUAUCUGUUACUUGUCACCCCACAGAGAACAAAAUUGCUUCCGCUGGUCUCGCUCGAGAUGCAACUGUGAGGGUUUGGGUACAGGAUUCCUGAAUAAUAUUGAAAUUAUAGGGUGUUUUAAGGCAACUAACACUACUCAUGCACGGUGAUCUCUUGUGGCACUAUUCCGUCUAUUUUUUUGUAAAUAUAUUUUUCAUCACUUGAUUGUAAACUCAUCACAUUUCUAGACAUCUUAAAUUGUUAUAUGUCGUCUAAUGUGUGAUGUGAAGUAUGAGUCUUGAAUGUUUACCUAUCCAAAUUUCUUCACUAUAUUCUUUUGUA